Messenger RNA from Nicotiana attenuata, 3886 nucleotides. RefSeq names its product protein FAR1-RELATED SEQUENCE 11-like. Lineage: Eukaryota; Viridiplantae; Streptophyta; Magnoliopsida; Solanales; Solanaceae. Gene Ontology annotation, biological process: regulation of DNA-templated transcription. Bases 301 to 2565 code for a protein of 754 amino acids. Gene Ontology annotation, molecular function: zinc ion binding. The transcript has 4 exons. The record is from RefSeq and is a predicted model, not a curated record.
UUAGCUCGCGGAGCAGAUCAGGUAAGGAGAUAAGGCUACAGAGUUUACAUUUUUGCCCUAGAAUAUAAAAUUGGACUGGGGGUAAACCUGGCUUUUACCCAAAUCUUACAGUUCGUCAGUCGAUUCCAGUUACUCCAUUUCUUCCAGUUCCGUGCCGCUUCCGCCGUGGUUCCCGCCGGCGUGGUUCGUUUCCGGCCACUUCUUCGAGCCAAGAGCUUGCAGUGAUUGUGCAUUAUUGGCUGCAUAUAGCAUGUGAAGAUGGUGUUAUCAUCCGUAAUCCGAUAUUUCUAGAAUUGGAAAAUGCCUGAGAUAACAAGCAUAGCGAAAGAAAUAUCUGAAAAUGGGACAGAUUCAUCUCAGGAUGAUAUUGGCACUGUUGAGGAAAUGCCUGAGGACACCAUCUUAUCACGACAAACAUCGGUGAACCUCGUCCCUUUCAUUGGCCAGAGAUUUGUAUCACAGGAUGCUGCAUAUGAAUUUUACUGUAGCUUUGCAAAGCAAAGUGGCUUCUCAAUCAGACGUCAUCGUACUCGGGGGAAGGAUGGCAUUGGUAGGGGGAUUACAAGAAGAGAUUUUACGUGCCAUCGCGGUGGCUAUCCACAACUAAAGCCUUCAGAAGAUGGCAAGCUGCAAAGGAAUCGAAAAUCAUCGCGUUGUGGAUGUCAGGCGUUCAUGAGAAUUGUUAAAAGAGCAGAUUUUAAUGUCCCUGAAUGGCGGAUCACAGGUUUCAGCAAUGUUCAUAACCAUGAACUCUUAAAGUCAACUGAGGUGCAGCUUCUUCCUGCCUACUGCACCAUGUCUCCGGAUGACAAGAGUCGCAUUUGCAUGUUUGCGAAAGCUGGGAUGUCAGUUCGGCAAAUGCUAAGGUUUAUGGAGCUAGAGAAGGGAGUUAAGUUGGGUUGCUUACCCUUCACAGAGGUUGAUGUCAGAAACUUGCUGCAAUCUUUUAGAAAUGUGGAGCAAGACAAUGACCCUAUUGACCUCCUCAAAAUGUGCAAGGAGAUGAAAGACAGAGACCCUAACUUAAAAUAUGACUAUAAAAUAGAUUGUAAUAACAGGUUGGAGCAUAUUGCCUGGUCUUAUGCUUCAUCAAUGAGGUUGUAUGAGGCUUUUGGUGAUUCUAUAGUAUUUGACACUACUCACCGCUUGGAUGCCUAUGAUAUGCUUCUUGGGAUAUGGAUCGGAGUGGAUAACCAUGGAAUGCAUUGUUUCUUUGGCUGUGUACUCAUUCGGGAUGAAAAUUUGCAGUCUUUCUCCUGGGCAUUGAAGACAUUCUUGGGCUUCAUGAAUGGCAAGGCUCCAGGAACCAUUUUGACUGAUCAGAAUUUGUGGCUCAAAGAAGCAAUUGCCACAGAAAUACCAAGGGCAAAACAUGCAUUUUGCAUUUGGCAUAUAAUUUCGAGGUUUUCAGAUUGGUUUUCGACACUUCUCGGAUCGCAAUAUGAUAAUUGGAAGGUUGAGUUCCAUCGCCUCUACAAGUUACAUUCUAUAGAGGAAUAUGAAGUGGGAUGGAAUGAGAUGGUCGAAACCUACAAGCUGGAUGAAAAUAAACACAUUGUCAGUCUAUAUGCUUUACGUUCAUACUGGGCGCUGCCUUUUUUGAGAUCUUACUUCUUUGCUGGAAUGACAAGUACAUUUCAGUCAGAAACAAUAAAUACUUAUAUCCAGAGGAUUUUGAGCGUGCAAUCUGUACUUGAUAAUUUUGUGGAGCAGGUUGCUCGGGUUGUAGGUGCUAAAGAUCAAGCUGGAGGAACACAUAAGGCACAGAGAAAUGUUCAAAAGGUUCCCCUGAAAACAGGUUCACCGAUAGAGUCGCAUGCUGCAACUGUUCUUACACCGUAUGCCUUCUCAAAACUACAAGAGGAGCUUGUUUUGGCACCACAAUAUGCGUCACUGAUGGUAGAUGAAAGUUACUUCAUCGUGAGACACCAUACAGAAAUGGAUGGUGAUUAUAAAGUACUCUGGGUUCCGCAUGAAGAGUUCAUUAGCUGUAGCUGCCAUAAUUUUGAGUUUACUGGUAUUCUCUGUAGGCAUGUGCUACGUGUGCUCUCAACAAACAACUGUUUUCACAUUCCGGACCAAUAUCUGCCCAUGCGCUGGCGUGAAUGUUCCUCCUCUUUGGCUAAGCCCGCCCUCUUUAGUUUACCAAGUGAUAAUACAGGAAAAAUUCAGUUAUUGCAGUCUAUGAUUUCUACACUGAUUACUGAAUCAGAAGAACGCCUCAAUGUUGUUUGUGAAGAAGUUUCUACGGUUUUAUCUCGCAUUAAGGGGUUGCCGACAACAUCCAAUGGGGGUAAUGCUAUUGCAUAUGAGAGCCCAUCAGACUCACUGAUUCUCACAGGGGUUGAGGAUUCUGACGGUAUUGGUGAAAGCUUCGCUUGUAAUCCUCACGGGUAUAUAAAUUUGGAAAAGUUGAAAGAGAGAGGAUCAAGAGAUGGACUGGAUCUUUACAGGAAGAGGAGGCAUCUUUCCGUCUUAUGUUGUGGGCAGUAUGGCCAUGAUGCAAGUGAUUGUCCAAUGAUGGAAGGUGAAGAUUUGAAUGGAGAUAGACUUGGCUUUUUAUAGUAAAGACUGCGAAAUGGGCUAGCACUUUGAGGAAAUAGGAAAUGUGAACCAACCUCUCUGUUCAUAAGCUGACAAUUCCCCCCUGUCAAUGCAAACCUUUUACACCCUUAAACUUUUGUUAUCCAGGAAAUCGACUCUAACAUGGUUGGAAUACACUUUCUAACCAAUCAGUCUUCUCUGUAACAAAUGGAGGACCUUCUUGCAGUGACCAAUGAAGGACGCGUUCUUAUUUUUGUCCUACCAACCCCAACUCCUAAAAGAAGAAGAAAAAGGAGCAUUUAAGAUGUACCACUAUGAUUCUCACGCAUCACGCCUCAAAGGGGAAAACAGAGAAACGAGGUUAGAUGAUAUAAUAUUGGGUUUUAUUUGAAAUACGACUGCUGCAUGAUACACAUGACUCUUUUCUCUCUUUUGGUUUUUUCCCCUUCGUACUCUGACCAUGACAUUCUGCGUCUGUUUCUAGAAGUGUUCUAUGGUACAAGUUGACUAAUGUGUGAAAACAUAGAUCUACAUUCCACUAGUUUGAGUUCUAUUCUAAGCAUAUCAAGUGUAGGUUUUGAUUAAAUACUUGUAUUUGUUUCAAACAACAGUUACAAGACUACCUAUAGGAUGUGAUACAAAUGGUUAGGCUGGUACUUGAGAUGCCAUAAUCUGAUGAGGAAACAUCUCUAGUCAUUUUGACCUUCAUCAGCCAAGGAAACUUUGCUUAGUCUGCUGGGCAAUGUCUUAAGAUCGUUCAUGUUCCUAACCUUUCUGGCUCUUCCUCGCCGGCUGCUUGAACCAAAUAUUGCUCUAUGUGCCAAUGCUUUGCCCAACAGCCUGUACUCAGCCCUGGAAACCUUGCUGUAAUCCUGCUGCCUUGUCUCGCCAUCAUCACACUGCUCUUGGCAGCUGCUGCUGUUAUAGGUUUCAGAAACUUCACAGAUUGCUUUGUCAGUGGCCAUUAUAUUACAACACAAAAGGAGGACUAGGGUGGUGGUGUGAAGGAAUCAAGAAGUGGGUGAACUUUUAUAUGUGACCCUUCUGGCUUAGUGGGAAUAAAUGUUAGUAGAAGACUUGGGGACAAAAGACAUAUGAAUGGGGAUGGUUAAGUUGGGUCGUUGGUCGUGGCAUGAAAAGGUAAAGUUGGAGGAGUUUUGAAGCAAAGUUUCAUAUAGCCGAAAGGUUACUCCUUACGCAAAUCCUUUUUCACCUAUCCAUGCAUUCAUCAAUGUCUCUUGCUUAAGAAGGAAUAAUACAUGACACUUGGUAAUCCUUUAAUUCUGGCAGUCUUCAUUAGUUGUACUGUAUCUUCAUUAAUGAGUAGCUGUAAUUCUAUCAA